Messenger RNA from Mytilus trossulus (common blue mussel), 2087 nucleotides. RefSeq lists its product as uncharacterized. The record is from RefSeq and is a predicted model, not a curated record. NCBI's taxonomy places the organism in Eukaryota, Metazoa, Mollusca, Bivalvia, Mytilida, Mytilidae. The transcript is spliced from 2 exons. Bases 42 to 1790 code for a protein of 582 amino acids. Gene Ontology annotation, molecular function: protein binding; zinc ion binding; ubiquitin protein ligase activity.
GGUACAUUUAAGGAAUUUCUGAACAAAGGAGAGUUGUUUUGAUGGCAGUUAUUUUUCUUGAUCUUUACAUACACAUUUAUUUAAAGAUAAGAAUGACUUCAGCCAGUGGACCAUUAUGUGAUGUAUGUGAAACCCAGGAUGUGGUUAUAAACGCCAUUUGCUGGUGCCCUGAAUGCGAUGAAGGUCUAUGCACAUCAUGCGAAAAGUACCAUCGGGCUUCUAAAUCCUCAAAAAAUCACGAAGUAACUUCAGUGGGUGAUUAUCAACAAUUACCGUCAUCCAUAGCAAAUAUCAAACAAUACUGUUCUGACCAUGAGGAAAAAUAUCAGCACUACUGUUCCCAACAUGAGACCCUUUGUUGUCCGCUUUGUCUCACGUCAAAUCACAGGAAAUGUGAUUUUUUAGCGAUUGGUGAAAUCAUCAAAACGUCAAAGACCUCCGCACUUUUCGACAUUAUGGAACAAAAUAUCAAGGAUAUGAAAAGCAAUCUAGAAAAAAUAACAGACGAUCGCAGGAAAAAUUUGGAAGAUAUUCAUCAACAACGACAGCAGUUCCUGACAGAUAUAAAAGAGAUACGAGAAAAAAUGAACAAACAUCUAGAUAAACUUGAACAAGAAGUGGAACAGAAUAUCCAAACUGCGGAACAAAAAGCCAAAUCACAAAUAGAAACACUUCUUUCAAACAUCUCCGGCCAUUGUAAAACAAUAGAUAAGCUACAGCAGAAUAUAUCUGCGACUAAACAUCUUGCCACUGAUCUUCAGACAUUUUUGGGCGGAAAAAUGUUUGAAGCUGAGAUUCAAAAGGAAGAGAAGGUCAUGCAGUCUUUAAUAGAAAAGGGAGAUUUGCAACAAAUAAACCUACAAUGCAAAAUUGAUGAUAAGUUGUCCAAAAUACUGUCCUUGGCAAAUAUGGCAGAGAUAUCUAUUAUAACAAAUCAACCCAGUAUUACAAUGACGACGGUUGGAUAUAAACAAGCUCAACAAAUUGUACCGAAGAUUUCAAAAACAAUCAAAGACAUCAAUCCUACUUUACUAGCGAGAUUUGAAAUACCUAAACAGGGGAAAGCACCUGCAAUCACAGGCUGCACUAUCAUGCCUACACAAAAAAUUAUCUUUGUAGAUCAAGCCAAUGAUCGUCUUGUAAUCCACAAUGAAAAUAAUUCAUUUCAUAGUGAAAUACCUGUAUCACAUUGGCCCAUAGAUGUAACUUGUAUUGAUAAAAAUACCGUCGCUGUCACUCAUAAUGCAGAGCCUUAUCAUAUAGAAAUCAUCAACAUCGCCGAUAGAAAGAUUGUUAAAAGGAUUAAAACGUCCAAUAUGUGCUACGGCAUUUCACAUAUACAAGGUAGACUGAUAUAUUAUGAAACAGGAAGUGGUAUUAUAACAGCAGAUAUCACUGAUGAAAGUACUGUCACCACAGUAGUUAAAGUCGAUGGCGAGCAAACCUGGAACUAUAUUACAACAUCAAAAGACAAGAUAUACCGUACAAACCAAAUCAGAAAAUCCGUCACAUGCUACACAAUCACAGGGAAGAAGCUUUGGAAAUACAAAGACAAAUCAAUUCUUAAAGGGAUUCAUGACUUAACUGUUGAUAAUGAUUCUAACGUGUAUGUGGCAUCCAAAGAGAAUAGCAGUGUCGUCGUACUUUCACCAGAUGGAAAGCACACUCGUCGAUUUUUAGUAAAAGUAAAUGGGAUUAAAGACCCACUUGCAAUAUAUUUUGACACAAGGAGAAAUAUUCUACUUGUUACUAACCUUAGAGGACCAGCAUUUUUAUACAAAAUUAAAUGACAUAUUUUUCUGUUUUUGUUGGUUGGAAUAUCAACAAAAACACUUAGUAUUCUAAACGUGAGAAGGUGACAUUACUUGAGAAUUUGAAACGCACCGUGUUUACUCUGUUAUUGUCGGUUUUGACGGUAGUAUACUCUAACCAAUAGCAUGAAUUGAAUUUUGACUUGUUAACGACUUCAUGCAUGACUUUCUGUAUAUUUGAUGUUGCAUAAAUUUUAACAAGUAUGACAUAACUUUGAACAGCGGUAUACAACUGUUGCCUUUAUGGGAUCAUUAAAUAUUCUCAUUUAGACAACU